Molecule: messenger RNA, 744 nt
Organism: Eutrema salsugineum
Lineage: Eukaryota; Viridiplantae; Streptophyta; Magnoliopsida; Brassicales; Brassicaceae
Product: eukaryotic translation initiation factor 6-1
Exons: 5
Coding region: 1-744 (247 amino acids)
Biological process (GO): cytosolic ribosome assembly; maturation of LSU-rRNA; assembly of large subunit precursor of preribosome
Cellular component (GO): nucleolus; cytosol; preribosome, large subunit precursor
Molecular function (GO): ribosomal large subunit binding
Source: RefSeq, a predicted model, not a curated record
AUGGCGAUUCGUCUUCAAUAUGAUAACAAUACAUGUGAAAUCGGGGUAUAUUCCAAACUCACCAAUGCUUAUUGCCUCGUUUCGUCCACAUCAGGCUCCACAAACUUCUUCAGUGGCUUUGCAUCCAAGUUAAGAGGUGUUAUUCCCAUUGUUAUGACAUCCAUAGGAGAAAGUGGAACUAUCGGUACUCUAUGUGUUGGAAAGAAAAACGGGCUUCUUCUUCCUCACACCACUACAGACCAACAGGUUCAACAUUUGAGAGAUAGUUUGCCUGAUAGAGUUUUAGUCCAGCGAACUGAGGAACCUCUAUGUGCACUUGGAAACGCAAUAGCUUGCAAUGAUUAUUUCGCUCUUGUGCAUCCAAAGCUCGAGAAAGAAACCGAAGAGAUAAUAACCGACGUUCUUGGUGUUGAAGUUUUCAGACAAACCAUUGCCAAUAAUGAACUUGUAGGAAGUUACUGUUCUUUAUCCAAUAAAGGAGGAAUGGUUCACCCAGACACCAAAGUGGAAGAAAUGGAGGAACUAGCGAGUCUUGUUCAGGUCCCUUUGGUUGCAGGGACAGUGAACCGUGGCAGCCCAGCGAUAUCCGCUGGUUUGACCGUGAACGACUGGACCGCUUUCUGUGGGUCAGACACAACUUCAAUAGAGCUCUCUGUUGUCAAUAGCAUCUUCAAGCCCAUCGAAUCUCAUCCAGAUUUUGUCAUUGGUGACUUGAGGAAGCCUUUUAUCGAUACCUAUGUCUAA